Messenger RNA from Echinops telfairi (small Madagascar hedgehog), 3761 nucleotides. It is a transcript of the gene LIG3, whose product is annotated as DNA ligase 3. Gene Ontology annotation, biological process: lagging strand elongation; DNA recombination; mitochondrial DNA repair. Lineage: Eukaryota; Metazoa; Chordata; Mammalia; Afrosoricida; Tenrecidae. Gene Ontology annotation, cellular component: DNA ligase III-XRCC1 complex. Gene Ontology annotation, molecular function: ATP binding; zinc ion binding; DNA ligase (ATP) activity. Bases 268 to 3297 code for a protein of 1009 amino acids. The transcript has 20 exons. The record is from RefSeq and is a predicted model, not a curated record.
AAGUCGGCACGUUUUGUAUACUUUUUCAGGGAGUUUGAAAGCCCCCUGCCGCCCUUCCAUGGACUCGUGCUCGUUUUCCCAACCACCUGGUUAAGGAGGAUUUUCUUCCUUAUUUGAAAAAAGAGAAAGAAAAUGAGAGUCAAAACCAUGAAGGGAUUUCUCUGGAAAGGAGAUGAUCAGACUUGAGGCUCUGGGUGUGCCAACCUUGAAUGCGUCACACCUGUAUUGAGCCCACGGGUGCCAGCCUCUUGGCUUACUGAAAGCUAUAUGAAUUUGGCUUUCAAGACCAUCUUCCAACAAACCCUCCGUGCCCUCCGCCGGAAAGAACUGUGCCUGUUCCCAGAGCGACCCCAGCAGCCUGACGUAAGACAAUCCAGCCGGUGUUCAGAAGCAGGUCUCCUUCGUGGGCACUGCCCCGUCCUUCGCCUCCUGAGGAACAAGCCUGUUCCUUUGUUGCAGCGACAUCAUCUCAGACCACGUGCCGCCUGCCUUGUUUUCUCGCCAGGGUCGCAUGUGGGACUCUGUAGUGGCACCAAGGAGAUGGCUGAGCAGCGGUUCUGUGUGGACUAUGCCAAACGGGGCACAGCUGGCUGCAAAAAAUGCAAGGAAAAGAUUGUAAAGGGCAUUUGCCGAAUUGGCAAAGUGGUGCCCAAUCCCUUCUCCGAGUCCGGUGGCGACAUGAAAGAGUGGUACCACAUUAAAUGCAUGUUCGAGAAACUGGAGCGGGCCCGGGCCACGACGAAAAGAAUCGAGGCCCUCACAGAGCUGGAAGGCUGGGAAGCGCUAGAAGACAACGAGAAGACACAGAUAGCCCAGCACAUUGCAGAUCUGUCUUCUAAGGCAGCGGGCACACCAAAGAAGAAGGCUGUUGUCCAGGCGAAGCUGACAACCACUGGCCAGGUGACAUCUCCAACGAAAGGCGCCUCUGUGACCAAUACCAAUCCCCGGAAAUUCUCUGGCUUUUCAGCCAAGCCCAACAACUCUGGGGAAGCCCUCUCCAGCCCUCUGCUCCAGACGAGCCUGUCCUCCAGUAGAUGUGACCCCAAGCACAAGGACUGUCUGCUGCGGGAGUUUCGGAAGCUAUGCGCCAUGGUGGCGGAAAAUCCUAGCUACAAUACAAAGACCCAGAUCAUCCAGGACUUCCUGCGGAAAGGCUCAGCAGGAGAUGGUUUCCACGGUGACGUGUACCUCACCGUGAAGCUGCUGCUGCCGGGGGUCAUUAAGAGUGUUUACAACCUGAACGACAAGCAGAUUGUGAAGCUUUUUAGCCGCGUUUUCAACUGCAAUGCUGACGACAUGGCGCGGGACCUGGAGCAGGGUGAUGUGUCAGAGACGGUCAGAGUCUUCUUUGAGCAGAGCAAGUCUUUCCCCCCAGCUGCCAAGAGCCUCCUCACCAUCCAGGAGGUGGACGCAUUCCUCCUGCAACUCUCUCGGCUCACCAAGGAGGAUGAGCAGCAGCAGGCCCUGCAGGACAUCGCCGCCAGGUGCACGGCCAACGACCUGAAGUGCAUCAUCAGGCUGAUCAAACACGAUCUGAAGAUGAACUCGGGUGCAAAACACGUGCUAGAUGCCCUGGACCCUAAUGCCUAUGAUGCCUUCAAGGCCUCGCGAAACCUGCAGGACGUGGUGGAGCGGGUCCUGCGCAACGAGCAGGAGGUGGAGCAGGACCCCGGCCGCCGGCGGGCGCUGAGCAUCCAGGCCUCACUCAUGACCCCCGUGCAGCCCAUGCUGGCCGAGGCCUGCAAGUCCAUAGAGUAUGCCAUGAAGAAGUGUCCCAACGGUAUGUUCUCCGAGAUCAAGUACGACGGGGAGCGUGUGCAGGUGCACAAGAGCGGGGACCACUUCAGCUACUUCAGCCGCAGCCUCAAGCCCGUCCUACCUCACAAGGUGGCCCACUUCAAGGACUACAUCCCGCAGGCUUUCCCUGGUGGCCACAGCAUGAUCCUGGACUCAGAGGUGCUCCUGAUAGACAACAAGACAGGCAAACCACUGCCCUUUGGGACUCUGGGCGUGCACAAGAAAGCUGCCUUCCAAGACGCUAACGUGUGCCUGUUUGUUUUCGACUGUGUUUACUUCAAUGAUGUCAGCUUGAUGGACAGGCCUCUGUGUGAGCGGCGGAAGUUUCUGCACGACAACAUGGUUGAAAUCCCCAACCGCAUCAUGUUCUCCGAAAUGAAGCAUGUCACGAAAGCGUCAGAUUUGGUGGACAUGAUAAACCGUGUGAUCCGGGAGGGCCUGGAAGGGCUGGUGCUGAAGGACGUGAAGGGUACAUACGAGCCUGGGAAGCGGCACUGGCUGAAAGUGAAGAAGGACUAUUUGAAUGAGGGGGCCAUGGCCGACACAGCUGACCUGGUCGUCCUUGGGGCCUUCUAUGGGCAAGGGAGCAAAGGCGGCAUGAUGUCCAUCUUCCUCAUGGGCUGCUACGACCCUAACAGCCAGAAGUGGUGCACCGUCACCAAGUGUGCUGGUGGCCAUGAUGACGCCACGCUGGCACGCCUGCAGAAGGAGCUGGACAUGGUCAAGAUCAGCAAGGACCCCAGCAAGAUCCCCAGCUGGCUGAAAGUCAACAAGAUCUAUUAUCCUGACUUUAUCGUCCCCGACCCCAAGAAAGCUGCCGUGUGGGAGAUCACUGGGGCCGAGUUCUCCAAGUCUGAGGCGCACACCGCCGAUGGCAUCUCCAUCCGCUUCCCUCGCUGCACGCGCAUCCGCGAUGAUAAGGACUGGGAAUCUGCCACAAACCUGCCCCAGCUCAAGGAACUGUACCAACUGUCCAAGGAGAGGGCCGACUUCACUGUGGUGGCUGCCGAAGAGGGGGGCUCCACCACAGGGGGCAGCAGUGGGGAGAACGAGGGCAGCUCGGUGCCCGCUGUGGCCCGCAAGGCCCCCAGCAAGCCCUCUGCCAGUGCCAAGAAGGUCACAGGAGGGAAGAGGAGUAGCCCGGGCAGCAGAGGUGGCAACAGGUUGGCUGGAGAGCCUUCCCGUGCGAAAGUGGUCACCAAGCCUCUCCCAGUGAAGGUGGGGGAGAAGCGCAAGGCCCCAGAUGAGACCCCCUACCAAACCAAGGUGCUGCUCGACAUCUUCACUGGGGUUCGGCUCUACCUGCCCCCCUCCACACCCAACUUCAGCCACCUCAAACGCUACUUUGUGGCAUUCAACGGAGACCUGGUGCAGGAAUAUGAGCUGACCUCAGCCACACAUGUCCUGGGCGGCGGGGACAAGCACCCUGCAGCCCAACAGGUCUCCGAAGAGUGGGUUUGGGCAUGUAUCCGGAAGCGGAGACUGGUGGCUCCCUGCUAGCCAGGGCCUCUCUCAGGUUACCUGUCCCCGUAUAGGCUGCUUGCACAGACCCAGAGGAACCAAGCUGACUGGGGUGGGCUAUCUUCCCACCCAGCAGUUGUUCACACCCCUUCUGACCAGGAACUAGCUUCAGGUCGGCCUCCCAAGGGAGACCUUUUCCAUUGCUCAUUGAGAUUCCAACUGGGUGCUGGCUUGUUCCUCCUUAGUAAUAAGCUCAUUUGGGACAGGGACUCAUUUCUACAUCACAUACUUGGUGGUUCUAUGCCUGGUGGUCUGGGUUGGUGCUGCUCUUAGAUCAAUGCUAACCACGUCCCCUUGGCAGAAGUCCCUCCUCACCUGACCCCAACCCCUAUGCUCAUUUUAAAGCUCUACUGGAGACUGUCCUGUCUUUAUUCUGUAUUCAGCCUGGCUCUUGGGCCAGGAAUGAAGCAUUUGAAAAAACAAAAUGAACUUUGAUGGCUUGA